Molecule: messenger RNA, 1100 nt
Organism: Zymoseptoria tritici IPO323
Lineage: Eukaryota; Fungi; Ascomycota; Dothideomycetes; Mycosphaerellales; Mycosphaerellaceae
Exons: 4
Coding region: 12-872 (286 amino acids)
Biological process (GO): mycotoxin biosynthetic process
Source: RefSeq, a predicted model, not a curated record
AAGUCGACACAAUGGCUGCUGUUCCAUUGCUGAAAGAAGAGCCGAUGGGUUCAGAGGAUGGCUACGACAGAACAGAAGAUCUCUCUUCCGACCGAAGGAAACAAUUACCACUUCUACGAACAGCCAACAUCGGAUGGGCGGUUCUGUGCGCUGGUCUGCUCGGUCUGACCAUUGGAAUUACAGCAGGUGUCGCCAUUCUGGUCGUGCAAGGCUGGAGUUCGAAAUCAGAAACAUGUAUAUCAAAAACAGCGGGACCGUCACCAGUAACGAGAGAUGUGGAUAUCACCUACCAUACAGAGCAGUUCAACGGAUCGUUGAUGAUGGAGAACAUCUACCGAUUGCCUGGAAGUCCAGAGGUCGAUGCUGCGUGGGAGGCGUUGGGCGUGAAUUAUCGCCCACUCCAAGUCCCGUACGAAGUCGGCCUAGAAAUCGGCCUUUCUCCAGAUCAGGUGAAAUUGCAGAAGCAGCACGGCGGUGGCUUCCCAGCAAACGUAGAAGGGUUGCAUCAUCUACACUGCGCAAACUUGGUCCGACAAGCCCUCUACUACAACAUCGACUACUACCGCGACCUCGGAACCGGAGCCUUCCAAAACGAGCCCCACAUCGUGCAAAAGCACGUCUCACACUGCCUAGACGUUAUCCGGCAACAGCUCAUGUGCACAGUCGACAUCGGAGUCCUCGGCCAAGUCUGGUUCCAGCCCGGCGACUCCGACGUCCCAGAGCCUUUCGUCGACUUCAACACAAAACAUGUGUGUCGGAACUUCGAUGCGAUUCGACAAUGGGCGGAAGAGCGACAGAUGCCUGAGGAGGUGCCGGAUGAUUUGAUACAGCCACCAGAGCCGGGCGACUAUAUCUAUGAUCAUGUACCAUAGUUGGUGUUUGUCGUCUCUUGUGUUUUGUGGAGCCUUUGUAGCGUUUGAAGCAUUUGCACAUAUUUCUGAAGGGCCUUGCGUCAUGAAGACAAUGCUGGCUGUCUCGUUGCAUCACCGUCGAACGGCCGCGACUCGUUGUGCAGUCCUGCUCUGACUCGUUGUGGGCGAUUGCUGAUAGACAGCCGCAUCGGUCGAACUCGUCAUAGAGCGUCCAGAGGCGACAUUUGG